This is a messenger RNA of Eriocheir sinensis (Chinese mitten crab), 629 nucleotides long. RefSeq names its product U-scoloptoxin(01)-Er1a-like. Gene Ontology annotation, molecular function: chitin binding. The record is from RefSeq and is a predicted model, not a curated record. Bases 146 to 526 code for a protein of 126 amino acids. Gene Ontology annotation, cellular component: extracellular region. The transcript has 2 exons. Lineage: Eukaryota; Metazoa; Arthropoda; Malacostraca; Decapoda; Varunidae.
AACAUAAUCCCGGGGUGUCUUAGGGACGGCGAGCCGCCUCACACCUUGCUCUUGAGGGAAGGGAAGGGAAGGGAAGCUCCUAUAUAAAGCCGCUGACCACCCCGACAGGCAACACUCCGCCUACACGAGCAUCAACGAUAUCAACAUGAAGGUCCUCGCCGCCCUGCUGUGCCUCGCCGCCGCCGCCUCCGCCAGGAUGGCCUACAGGUUCUCCGACGGCUACCUCGACAUCCUCGGCGCCGAGCCCGUCCAGAACUUCGAAUGUCUGGGCCGAUCCUACGGCUACUACGCCGACGUGGCCACCGACUGCCGGGUGUUCCACGUGUGUCUGCCCAUCACCGACGACGCGGGCGAGGUGGCGGAGACGGCGCACUUCUCCUUCGUGUGCGGCAACCAGACGGUGUUCAGCCAGGAGUCCCUCACCUGCGCCACGCCCGCUGAAGCCAUUCCCUGCACCGACUCCGAGUCUCUCUACGAAAUCUCCAACUCUGAGUUCGGUAUUGUCGACGACCUUGAGCGGAAGUAACACGGCAACCCUGUAACACACACGCCCCUCUGAUCGUCCCUCGCAUUACUCAUGUUAACGGAUACUGCUUUUUUUUACCGCCCAAAUAAAUAACUCAUGCCAA